Gongylonema pulchrum is the source of this 750-nucleotide messenger RNA. The record is from the annotation of a GenBank genome assembly. NCBI's taxonomy places the organism in Eukaryota, Metazoa, Nematoda, Chromadorea, Rhabditida, Gongylonematidae.
GGUAUUAAAAUCACAUCAACGAAAACAGUGGUGCCAUAUGAAUAUUAUUCGCUGCCAUUUUGUCGACCACAAGGCGAAAUUCAUUACAUAUCGGAGAAUUUAGGCGAGAUCCACAUGAAACAGGACACAAAAUGCAUGACAACAUGCGCAGGGCAUAGCCCAGUUACUGUAAGUAUAGAGGAUUCGGAUAACUUGGCAAGGCGAAUCAAAGAGGAAUACCACGUGCAUUUAUUAGUUGAUAAUCUUCCGUGCGCAACGCGGUACGAGGUUUCGGAUACGCAUGAGGUGAUUUAUGAAAAUGGCUAUCGCCUGGGAUGGGAAGAAAAUGGUCGUUACUUUGUGAAUAAUCAUCUGGACAUCAUUUUACGCUAUCACCAGCCGAGUCCCAAUGUUUAUCGUGUUGUCGGCUUCGAAGUUCAGCCACAGAGCAUUGACAGUUCGCGCAUCAAAUUCGGGAAUUCACAAGAAUGCACAGUGGGUGAUGGUGGACAUCAGGAAGUGAAGAGAGGUGAAAAUAAAAUUCUAUGGACCUAUACAGUGACAUGGGAGGAGAGUGCAAUACCAUGGGCAAGCCGCUGGGACACGUACUUGUCGAUGAAGGAUGUUCAGAUUCACUGGUUCUCGAUUCUCAAUUCGAUCAUCGUCAUUGUCUGCUUAUCCGGUUUCCUCAGCGUCAUAAUUAUUCGAACAGUACGAAGGGAUAUCGCACAGUAUAACAAAGGCGAAGAUUUGGUUGGUUUUUAUUUGUAA